AUGGAUGCCGUCUUUGUCAAUGAAACGGGCACUGAAAGAAGGCAAGGUCAGAACGAAGCGCUGCUGGAGCGCCUGGAGACGUUUCUUGGGAAUCUCUGUUGCCUCUGCACCUGCGACACUUGGUUUAUCGUCAAGACGCAUCUCCAGGCUCAGACCGUGGCCGCCUUUGCCGUGGGCCACCAGCACAACCACCAGAGCGUCUGUGGAGCUUUUGAGACCAUCUACAAGAAGCAAGGGCUGCUGGGACUGUGGCGGGGGGUGAACGGUGCUGUGCCCCGCGUCACGGUGGGCUCCGCAGUGCAGCUUGCCACCUUUGCCUCCGCCAAGGAGUGGGUUCUGAAGCACCAGUGGUUCCAGGAAGGCAGCUGGAUGGUGGCCCUCAGCGGUGGCAUGAUCAGCAGUGUGGCCGUGGCCGUGGCCAUGACCCCCUUUGACGUGGUGAGCACCAGACUGUACAACCAGCCGGUGGACGAGAUGGGCAAGGGCAAACAUUACCGGGGUUUCCUGGACUGCUUUGUGCAGAUUGUGGGCAAGGAGGGCUCCGUGGCCCUCUACAAAGGCCUGGGCCCGGCUUACUUCCGCCUGGGGCCGCACACCACCCUCAGCCUCCUCUUCUGGGAUGAGCUCCGGCAGCUCACGUGCCAGCACCAGGGAACCUGAGUUGAGGGAUGCCGCUGGAGGAGUCCGGAGGGGAGCAGAACGGGGCAGCCAACUGGAGGCGUGCAUCUUGCCCCCUUGUCAUCUCCCUGGGGGGAUGUCCCCUCCCCGCCGAGGACCUGGAUGCACCUGGGGGGCCAGAGGGCGGGCCUGAGCCAGCCCCCCCGGGCCUUUGUGGGGGGGCAAGUGAGGCGGAGGCCUCCUGGAUGGCACUGAAGAGAGCUGGGAACUGCGCCUCCCUUUCUCGGCUGGCUGGUGGGGGCUGCUGGCCGCCCCCCAAGACAUCUGUGCAGCCGGGUGGAGCCUGGCUGGAGGGCACACACCCCCCCCCCGCUGAAGUGGGAGCCAAACCGUGGGGAGGGCAGGCCGGAGCCACUCCAGCCCUCUGCUGUGGGGCAGCCUGGGGACCGCACCCCUCCUAAAGUCGUGUUUCCGGCCUUGGACUAAGGAUACCUGGAUGGCAAGAGCCAAGUGCAGUGGCUCACGGAGGCGGAGACCCACCAGGCAGUGCCAGGAGAGACGGGCCCCCUCCCUGGGUGGCCAGCUGCUGUCACCGGAGCC
Molecule: messenger RNA, 1218 nt
Organism: Gekko japonicus
Lineage: Eukaryota; Metazoa; Chordata; Lepidosauria; Squamata; Gekkonidae
Gene: SLC25A34
Product: solute carrier family 25 member 34
Exons: 5
Coding region: 1-660 (219 amino acids)
Source: RefSeq, a predicted model, not a curated record